This is a messenger RNA of Cylas formicarius (sweet potato weevil), 1373 nucleotides long. RefSeq names its product hsp90 co-chaperone Cdc37 (gene Cdc37). Gene Ontology annotation, cellular component: cytoplasm. Lineage: Eukaryota; Metazoa; Arthropoda; Insecta; Coleoptera; Brentidae. The coding region runs from base 150 to 1244 and encodes 364 amino acids. Gene Ontology annotation, biological process: protein stabilization; protein folding. The transcript is spliced from 5 exons. Gene Ontology annotation, molecular function: protein kinase binding; protein-folding chaperone binding; heat shock protein binding. The record is from RefSeq and is a predicted model, not a curated record.
CAUAUUUCAUUUGAACAAUGGAAGGAAUUAAUUCCCUAUUUUGACAUUUACAGAUUGAGAAAUUAUUCGAGAAUUUUCAGAAUUAAAGUUUGUUUACUAAUUAAAUAAAUUCGCAUUAUACUUGGGGUACACCUUAGUGAAAUAAAAUCAUGGUAGAUUACAGCAAGUGGAAAAAUAUUGAGGUAUCAGACGAUGAAGACGAGACGCAUCCAAACAUUGAUACUCCUUCGCUUUUCCGCUGGAGGCAUCAGGCCAGAGUUGAACGUAUGGAAGAAAUGGAGAAAGAACGAGAAAAACAUGAAAAAUUGAAAGUUGCCAAUGCAAAGAAACUGAAGGAAAUUAGGCAAAAAUUAGAUGAAUUAAAAAUGGAAAAUGCUGAUGCAAAAGACUUGGAAAAACAACUAAGAGAAUUAGAACUUGAAAAAGAAAAGUUGCUUAAGGAAGAAGAGGAGUUGAAGAAGAAAGAGAAGCGGACUCCAUGGAAUGUAGAUACUAUAAGUAAACCUGGUUUUACUAAAACAAUUGUGAACAAAAGCCCAAACAGGCCCAAGGAAGACAACUUGAGUGAAGAAGAAAAAGAGGAGAGAAUGAAGAAAUUUAUUAAAGAAAAUGAAAAGGACCUUAAACACUUUGGCAUGCUUAGGAAAUAUGAUGAUUCCAAAUUGUUUCUAAAGCAACAUCCACAUUUAGUGUGUGAAAAUACCGCUAAUUAUUUAGUCAUAUGGUGUAUAAAUUUGGAAAUGGAAGAAAAACAUGAUUUGAUGAAUCAUGUGGCACACCAAACAAUUUGCAUGCAAUAUAUUUUGGAGUUUGCUAAACAACUUGAUUAUGAUCCCAGGGCUUGUGUUGAUGCAUUCUUUACAAAAAUUCAAGUGGCUGAAAUUGAAUAUCGGCAAUCAUUUGAUGAUGAACUUUCAGAAUUCAAAGAAAGAAUAAGAAAAAGGGCAGCAGAAAAGAUCGAAGCAGCUAUGAAGAAGGUUGAAGAACAGGAGAGGCAACAUCGGUUAGGGCCUGGUGGGCUUGAUCCUGUCGAAGUGUUUGAAUCCUUGCCAAAAGAACUUCAAAAAUGCUUUGAGUCACAAGACAUUGCUCUACUUCAAGAAACUAUAAGCGCGCUAGAUAAAGAGGAAGCGAAGUACCACAUGCAAAGGUGCAUUGAUUCUGGUUUGUGGAUUCCUGAUGCCAAAAAAAAACAGGAGGAACAAGAAGAGGCACAGCACGAGCAACUUUCAUCUGUAUCUUAAUAUAUAACAUAUAUAAACAAAUAUUUUUUAUGGUAGAAUAUAAAUUUUUGUUUCAAUCCUGUAUCAAUAUAUGUUUCAAUGUUAAUUAAUCAAUAAAAAGAAGCACUGAAUUUAUGAAAAUUUAUAUUU